AUGGUUUGAUGAUCUGUUUAGUUCUUGAGAAUGUUCGAUUGCAUUUCUAGUUCGCCUCUUUUGAAAAUUACUGCACUCUCAGUUUCUUGCAUGUAUUUCUGAAAUUAAAUGUGUGUGGAAGCUUUGAAGCUAUGUUUCUAGAUUUGAAGUUUUGAUUUGCAUGCAGUUUCAUCGGCGAUCCGACUUGAAUUUUACUGUGAUUUUUUUCAACUGAACGAAACGUUGUUUUCUGUAAUUUAUUAUCAAGUUUGAGUGAUCGAGUGGCCGUGGAUCUACAAUGAUUUGAUCACUUUUUUUGUUUCUCUACUUCUAGUUUUGUUACAUUGAAAUUUCUGUCAAGGCUUGCUGUUAUAAGUUAUAUUAGUGUAUUUCCCCUUUCUGAGUUGCUAUUAAUCUUCCUGUGCAUGUUGUUAAUGAAGUGAAAACUCUGUGAAGUUGCGAUGCGUACAAGGGAUCCAUAUUUUUGUUGUGCCUUUGUUUUAAAUUUUGGUGGAAGUCAAUAUCAAGAUAUGGAUAAGAUCUUAUGGGGGAAAAUCCUAUACUUCCCCAUAUUCCUAUGUUGCGUGAUCAUCUUAUUUUGACUAAAUAUGACCACACGAUGAUGGCUAAGGCCAAUGCAGCAUCGGGAAUGGCUGUGAAUGAUGAUUGCAAACUGAAGUUUUUGGCGCUCAAGGCCAAAAGAACAUAUCGCUUUAUUGUGUUUAAGAUUGAGGAGAAGCAAAAGCAAGUUGUAGUAGAGAAAGUUGGCGAGCCAACUCAAAGUUAUGAGGACUUUGCUGCAAGCCUUCCUUCGGAUGAAUGUCGUUAUGCUGUCUAUGAUUUUGACUUUGUUACUGAAGAGAACUGUCAAAAGAGCAGGAUCUUCUUCAUUGCCUGGUCCCCUGAUAAUUCAAGAGUCAGAAGCAAGAUGAUAUAUGCAAGCUCCAAAGAUAGAUUCAAGAGAGAGCUGGAUGGAUUCCAGGUUGAGCUGCAAGCAACCGACCCAACCGAGAUGGGUCUUGAUGUCAUCCGAAGCCGAGCUGGGUGAAUGCUACAUUCUGGUUUUCAUAACCCGAUUUGGCUAAAAUGGUAUCAAUUUCCCUGCACAUCUUCUUUUCAAGGUUGAACAAGCGUCCUGGUCCUGGUCCUGGUCCUGGUUUUGUGGUAUAUGUUUCAGAUUUAUGUUCUAAAUGGCCUUUUGUACGUGUUCGAGCUAAUGCACGUCUUCGUGGUUUCUCAACACACACACACACACACAUAUAACAUGCACAAUUUUAUCCUUCGGGGAGAUAUUGCAGCAAGAUUUUAUCAGAUUCCAGCUGCUAUUCUGCAUGUACUACAUAGAUUAAUAUACAAGGGGAUUGAAUAUUAGCAUUUGAUCGAUCUUAAUGCAAUUUGGCUGCCUGUUUUUCUUCA
Messenger RNA from Cucurbita moschata (crookneck pumpkin), 1395 nucleotides. Its product is annotated as actin-depolymerizing factor 2-like. Gene Ontology annotation, biological process: actin filament depolymerization. NCBI's taxonomy places the organism in Eukaryota, Viridiplantae, Streptophyta, Magnoliopsida, Cucurbitales, Cucurbitaceae. The transcript has 3 exons. Gene Ontology annotation, cellular component: actin cytoskeleton; cytoplasm. Bases 524 to 1027 code for a protein of 167 amino acids. Gene Ontology annotation, molecular function: actin filament binding. The record is from RefSeq and is a predicted model, not a curated record.